GCACACACCUCACACCCGAUUGCGACGAGACACGACUAUAACGAUCGAAACGAUAUCAUACCUGACUCGACUCGAAAGACAAUAGAACUCGACUCCAACAAUACAACUCCACUGCACCAAAAGGCCUUGGCAACGCGAUCACACCUAGAAUCAUUCUAGAAUUACCUGUCAUCCGACCCACAAGCGGCGCGUUUCGGUGCCUAUUGUGAUCGCCCAACAGCUCCCGCUUGGGCUACCAACAGUACAAGCACACGGCAAAUAUCUUCUUUUUCUUUAACGGUCACUUUCGUUUAUAAACGAUUCAGCGCAGCCUCCGACAUGACGGCUCCAACACAGACACCUGUUCCUAUAUCUAUCACGAUCUGCGGCGACGGCGGAUGCGGAAAGUCCUCCAUUACACUGCGCCUAGUUCGCUCGCAAUGGACUUCAGACUAUGACCCGACUAUCGAGGACUCAUAUAGCGUGACGCGCCGCAUCGAUGGUGUUACUUACCAUCUAUCUCUUACCGACACGGCUGGCCAGGAGGAGUACCGCGGCAUGUGGGCUUCCUCGAACCUCGGCGCCGAUGCUUUUCUCCUCGUCUACGAUAUCACAUCCAAAGACUCCCUAGAUGCCCUGCAGCAUUUUAAUGAACUUAUCGAUAUGGAGGCAGAAACUCGUCUUGAUAACGCUGACCGCGCACGCCGUGCUGGUCUGCGCUCAGGUCACGAUACGCGGUCCCGCACCAUCCCUCCUGUCAAGCUCGUCGCCGGCAACAAGUGCGAUCUGCAAGAGAGCAGACAAGUCCCUGCAGCUCAAGGUCUUGAAUGGGCCCGAAAGCGCGGAUGUGGAUUCAUGGAGACGAGUGCACGGCUGGAAGUCAACAUCGAAGAGACGUUCGCAUUGGUUGUGCGCCGGGUGGUUGAGGCUCGACGACUUGCUGAUACAGGUCCGGACGCAGCAGAGUUUAAUGCCCGCGGUAUGACGAAACCGCUGACGCCUCUUCCGACUGAUAGCGACACCGAGAAGCGCGCGGUUGGAGUGCGAGGACCGAAUCUUCAGGGCGACAGAGUGGGAGGGAAGAAGGAUAACGGCUUUUGGAAGAGCCUGCGAUGUUGGUGAAGUCGGGCAAGGGCAUUGUGAGAACAGGAUGAGCAAAAUGCUGGGAGAGUUUGUGUGGGUUUGUUGGGAGGAAUGUUUCAAAAGGCUUCAAAAUCAUUAUAUACCAGGGAUAUCUCGGCGUCUUGGCGAAGGGCUUGGACUUUUAUCUUCUUUAUCGUUUUACAGAGGACGCGUUUGUUCUGGGGAAAGGAUGUCUUCCAUCAUCUGACAUCAUGGAGUUAUGCCUGCGCGCUAUUGUCUUGGUUCUAACACCGCCGGGACUGAUGAUACUAUUUUACCUUGACCACUUUUUUGCUGCUUGGUGCGGUGUUAAAUUCUGCUUGUAAACUUGGGGCCGCCAGG
This is a messenger RNA of Fusarium oxysporum Fo47, 1443 nucleotides long. Its product is annotated as P-loop containing nucleoside triphosphate hydrolase protein. Gene Ontology annotation, biological process: signal transduction. The transcript has a single exon. The record is from RefSeq and is a predicted model, not a curated record. The coding region runs from base 319 to 1101 and encodes 260 amino acids. Gene Ontology annotation, molecular function: GDP binding; GTPase activity; GTP binding. Lineage: Eukaryota; Fungi; Ascomycota; Sordariomycetes; Hypocreales; Nectriaceae. Gene Ontology annotation, cellular component: plasma membrane.